Molecule: messenger RNA, 1020 nt
Organism: Rhodotorula graminis WP1
Lineage: Eukaryota; Fungi; Basidiomycota; Microbotryomycetes; Sporidiobolales; Sporidiobolaceae
Exons: 6
Coding region: 1-948 (315 amino acids)
Cellular component (GO): cytosol
Molecular function (GO): oxidoreductase activity
Source: RefSeq, a predicted model, not a curated record
AUGUCCGGCGCAACCUCGUUCCCCAAAGCCGCCCCGCCCCUUGUCGCCACAAAGCACGACAUCUACCCAGCCAUCGACCCAACCGCAGCCCUCGCCAACUGUGCCAACCGCCUCGCCGUCCUCAUCACGGGCGCAGGCCGCGGCGUAGGCCGCGCAGAAGCUCUCGCCUUCGCCCAGGCCGGCGCACGCAAGCUCGUCCUCACGAGCCGUAGCCAACAAGAGCUCGACGACGUCAAGCAGGCCAUCCUCGACCUCGACACCGGCACCGACCUCGUCGUCCACACGGCCGACCUCACCGACCACAAGAGCGUCGACGACCUGUUUGACGCUGCGGGCGACAUCGACGUCCUCGUCAACAACGGCGGCUACCUCGAGCCGUGCACCCCGAUCCGCUCGUCCGACCCGCAAGACUGGUGCCGCUCGAUCGACGUCAACCUCAAGGGCACCUACCUCGCCACCCGCGCCUUUCUCCGCAGCGCCGACCGCCACGGCCGCCUCGACCCGGACCGCGCCUCGAGGCCCGAACACGCCGACAAGGUCGGCCUCACCGUCAUCAACACGAGCAGCAUCGGCUCGGCGGGCACGAGGCCGGGCUUCUCGGGCUACCAGCCCGCCAAGUCGAUGAUCAACCGCUUCACCGAGUUCCUCCACUUUGAGGAACCCCUCGUGCGCACCGGCGCCGUCAUGACCAAGCUCGCACGCGACUCGAUGCCGCCCGACACGCACGGCCUCCUCACCGACAAGCCCGAGCUCGCGGGAGGGUUCGCCGUCUGGCUCGCGACGCAGACCGAGGCCGACUUCCUGCGCGGGCGCUACGUGAGCGCCAACUGGGACGUCACCGCGCUCGUCAAAAAGGCGCCCGACGUCGUCGAGCGCGACUUGCUGUGGACGCGUGUUGUUGGACAGGAGCAGGUCAUGCCGCGAGCUUCCCAGGUCCACCUGUACUAGCCGGGCACGUCGCUCUGUAGACGGAGCGGCAGAUAGAGUCUCGCAAUAGCAGUACCCGCAGUUUGUCUCUCU